AUGAUUCGAGUGUGGCGAUACGCUUCCCAGGCUCUCGCCGGAGCUUUGGCGUUUCGCUUGUACUUUCCCAAGCAGCACAACCCCUCUAACUCCACGGGAGUCUUGCUAGAUCGUUUCGAGCUGCUCAUGGAACGAGCAAACAAAUCGUUCUCGGCGAUGAUAUCAGCACGCACAGAUACGUUGGCUACGACCGUGGAGGCAUACAUGCUUCGACGCCAUCAAAGCCCACCUCCAGGAUUCGCGGAGUGGUAUCGGCUUGCGGUGCAGCACGAUGCUGUGAUCGUGGAGAGUUUCUGGGAUCCCAUUUACGAGGAUCUCGACCCAUUUUCGAAAUACUCGGCACACGAGCUUGGGGUGAUGGCCCACAUCAUAGCCACCACGUCAUCUCCAUUGAUUGAUGGGUACGUGAUCCAAAAUGGCAGCGUUGUCGGAACUUGCGAGCCCGCCAAUCUGCCAUGCUUGCAGGUGCAAGCCAUGCUGGGACGAAUCGCGCAGACGCUUCCGGAUCUUGUAUUGCCGUUCCACGGGCAUGCAUCGCCCCGUGUCCUCGCAGACACUAGCACGGCCGCACACGGCCAUCAGAACCUACGCUGGCUGAACGACUCACCGCUCUUCACCAUCCCGCACGAUCGACUAGCGGUCAUGCAGCGCGCUUGCGUGGGGAAUUCAAGCUUGGCAAUGUUUCCAGGGGACGACGGGUCACGGGCGAUUAUUAUCGAAAGUGUUCGGCCCAGGACAAUCGGCGUGCACGCCACUGCCCUUGGGGAUCCGGCGGUACACGACCCACAGCGCUGGGGCGAUGUAUAUUCGCAGCCACGGUUGCUUCAGAUGCACGGGGCCUUGGUACGGCCGAAUUGUCUGAACAUCACGACGGAGCUCAUGCCAUUAUUCUCACCGGCCAAGGUCGCAGGCAUCGAAACCGCCAUACGAUAUCCGGACUCCAUUUACUGGUCGCGAGAGCCUGGGUACCAUGCUGAUGCUUCGCGACGGGCACCGUGGAAAGCAAAAUCGAACAAGGCGUUUUGGAGAGGGGCCAAUACAGGAGGUGGACACGGACGCGAAAACUGGCAGAGCUUCCACCGCCAUCGAUUCGUUGCUUUGACGAAUGCCACCUACCUGAGCAGCAUCAAAGAAGGGCAACAGCAAGGCGGGGCUGAGAAAGGAAUGCCGAUCACGGAUCGAAAGCUCCAGGUCACACGAGAGUACAUGGACACGGGCUUCAGUACCAUUCGGUGUCGCGACGAUGCAUUUCGAAGCAGCAACCAGGGAUGCUCUUAUCUCGAUGCCUCGUCAAAAGUGCCCUCCCCGCUCGUCAGUAUCUUCGUGAAGAGUCUUCAGAGCGUGAAAUUUCCUCGACUGCUCGGAAUGCGCAUCCAAGUCUAG
Messenger RNA from Cercospora beticola, 1383 nucleotides. RefSeq lists its product as uncharacterized. NCBI's taxonomy places the organism in Eukaryota, Fungi, Ascomycota, Dothideomycetes, Mycosphaerellales, Mycosphaerellaceae. The record is from RefSeq and is a predicted model, not a curated record.